AUGAGAGGGUGCGCAUUGCCGUUAACCAAAUUGGUGCCUCCUUCCCAUUUGGGCAUUGACAUCAAGUUCAAGUCUUUUCCGUUUCCCAUUGCUGCAACUCACUCUCUCAUCCCAACACCAAAACCCUGUCUGUUCCUCUCAACCCAUCACUCAGACUCCAAUGCACACUUCUCGUUUUCUGUUGCUGCUCAACAACAACAACAACAAUUAGAAACUGGUGAAGAAGAGAACAUUCAACUGGUUUCAUCAAUCAAAACAAAUUACAACGACAUACUCAUAGUGGACACCCCAAAAGCUAGAAUGCUACUCCUUGAUUCAUCUUAUAGUGUUCACAGUGUUCUUUACAAUGAGUCAAAAUGGACUGGUUCUUACUGGGAUGAAUUUGCGAGCUUGCCAGCUAUUGUUCCAAAAGGUCCCAUUGCUAUCUUAGGUUUGGGCGGUGGAACUGCAGCUCAUCUGAUGCUUGACUUAUGGCCCUCACUGCAACUUGAUGGCUGGGAGAUUGAUCAAAUUUUGAUUGAUAAAGCGAGAGAUUAUUUUGGCCUGUCUGAUUUGGAGAAGACCACGGAAGAUGGUGGGGUUUUAAAUAUUCAUGUUGGUGAUGUCUUCGUUCCCUCAAAGGAUUUUCACAGAAGAUAUGCUGGCAUUGUAGUUGACUUGUUCGCUGGUGGAAAAGUUUUGCCUCAGCUGCAAGAGGUUAGUACUUGGUUGGAAUUACAAGAGAGAUUGAUGGCCGAUGGUCGCUUCAUGGUGAAUUGUGGGGGUGUUGGUGGGGGGCCAAGUGCCAUGGAUGAAAGUACUGAUCCAGAAAUUUUGCCAAGUGAAUCAUGGUUAUUAAAUCCAGCAUUGAAAGCACUAUCCAAAGCAUUUCCUGGACAGCUAAGUUGGAAGAGAAUGCCAAAGGAAAAUGGUGCAAAUUUUAUGGCACUUACAGGACCUUUGCCUGAUUUGAACUCUUGGUCAGCUAGUGUUCCUUCUCCUCUGAGCCAAAGUGUGAAGAAUUGGAGACUGUUAGAUUCAAGGAUUUGA
Molecule: messenger RNA, 1029 nt
Organism: Sphenostylis stenocarpa
Lineage: Eukaryota; Viridiplantae; Streptophyta; Magnoliopsida; Fabales; Fabaceae
Source: the annotation of a GenBank genome assembly